Symbiodinium pilosum is the source of this 235-nucleotide messenger RNA. Lineage: Eukaryota; Dinophyceae; Suessiales; Symbiodiniaceae. The record is from the annotation of a GenBank genome assembly.
GAAACGUGUUAUCCAUCGAGACGUGCGAGCAGAGAACAUUCUUAUGACGCAGGCGCUCUGCGCGAAGCUAGUGGAUUAUGGGGAUGCUGUUGGUCUCCCCUUGGUCUCUGACUGCAUAGGCAUGGGCGGAAGCCCUGCUUUCUGGCCGCCAGAAGGUGCUUCCGUUUCCGUGCUGGAUUAUAGGCGGGACCAUCUACUCCCUCGGAGCUACAGUCUAGAUGUAUGUGCAAAAUGA